AUGACAUCAACAACAGAUUUAACUACUAGUAUUAUACCUCAACUAUGCAAAAAUAAUUGUGGUUUCUUCGGAAAUACUUCUUACGAUGGGUUUUGUUCUCAAUGUUAUAUACAACACAAGAAAGAAUUGAAAGAAAAAGAACAACAACAACAACAAGAUAUUUCUGUUGAAAUAAAAGAAGAACAUGUUGUCAUCGAACCAACAGUAUCAAUUUCAUCGCCUGUCGAAAAUCUGUCACUAUCAACUCAAUCAAAACCGCUAACAAAAGCGUAUACUUCAAAAAAAAUUCGAUGCCCUAAUUGUAAAAAAUUAAUGGGUAUUUUACAAUAUCCAUGUGUAUGUGGUGGACAUUUUUGUUCAAAUUGUCGUUAUUCAAAUGAACAUCAAUGUCCAAUUGAUUAUAAAGCUGUAGGAAGAAAAAUAUUGGCUAAAACCAAUCCUCAAGUGAUUGCUGAUCGUGUUCAUAAUCGACAGUAA
This is a messenger RNA of Rotaria sp. Silwood1, 477 nucleotides long. Lineage: Eukaryota; Metazoa; Rotifera; Eurotatoria; Philodinida; Philodinidae. The record is from the annotation of a GenBank genome assembly.